AUGCAAAUCCUAAAGUUAUUGGUUCUUUUGGUGUCUAUGUUGGGGAUGAUGGAGGGUACAGAUUGGUGCUAUAAAUCCCAGGUCUCAUGUGACAACAAAUGCAAAGGACCAGAUGAAUGGAAGGACAUAGCACCAACCUGUGGUGGCAAAAGCCAGUCACCUAUUAACAUUGUAACAAAAAGGGUGGUUACUAUCAACCAGACCCCCUUCAGAUUUCAAGGUUACCAACAUCUUUUCCAAAGAAACAUCACAAAUAAUGGUCACACAGUCAAGUUUACCUUACCAGGUGAUGCUGUGAUUACUGGUGCAGGGCUUUCAGAAACUUACAAAGCAGUGGAAGUCCAUUUUCAUUGGGGCAAGAAUGGUGGGCCAGGAUCAGAGCACACUAUUGAUGGAGAGCAGUAUCCUAUGGAGAUGCAUAUUGUUCACAUAAAGGAAAUUUACAGUUCUGUUGAAGAGGCCAUUAAAGACCCAUUUGGACUAGCAGUUCUUGGAUUUAUGUACCAGAAAUCUCACAGUGCAAACAAGAAAUAUGAUUCCAUCAUAAAUGCUCUGCCUAACAUCCGCCUCCCUGGCAACAAAGUCUUACUAGAACCUAUGAGUUUGGACAUGCUUAUUCCUCCUCACAAUACCCGGAUGCACUACUUCCGCUAUAAUGGCUCUCUGACUACACCUAACUGUGACGAGUCAGUCAUCUGGACUGUAUUUGAAAACACCAUUAAACUUAGCAAGCAGCAACUGUCUGAAUUCUCUAAUCUCUUCUUUGAAAAUGGGAUAGCCAUGGCUGAUACAUUUCGCCCUGUGCAGCCACUCACUGGUCGAGACAUCUUUUAUUCUGGAGGUAAUAUUGCAUCUGUCUACACAGGACUGGUUGUUAGUACUUUAAUCAUUAUGUUUUUGAUGCUUUAA
Molecule: messenger RNA, 909 nt
Organism: Neoarius graeffei (lesser salmon catfish)
Lineage: Eukaryota; Metazoa; Chordata; Actinopteri; Siluriformes; Ariidae
Gene: ca4b
Product: carbonic anhydrase IV b
Exons: 8
Coding region: 1-909 (302 amino acids)
Cellular component (GO): plasma membrane
Molecular function (GO): carbonate dehydratase activity; zinc ion binding
Source: RefSeq, a predicted model, not a curated record